AUGGCAGGAAGGUCGAGAACCGUUCCCCUCCUCCUCCUCCUCCUCCUCCUCGCCUCCUCCCCACUACAUGCCGCAGCUCAGCUCUGCCAUGCUCCUAACGCCACCCUGUACUGCGGAGAGGCUUCUUCCUUCGUCGAGGCUGACGGAACCGACCUUGGUUUCAACAGCUGCUCCAUGAAAGCCUGCCGGGAGUUCCCGGCGGUUCAGAAUGGGAUGGCAGUCUUGCCGAGGAGCGACUAUGUGCUGGUAGGAGAGACGAUCACGAUCAAGUGCAACCAGGGAUACAAGCUGAGUGCCACUGGGAGCGAGACGCCAAGAUGCCUUGACAGCUGCGGGUUCGAGGCACACAAAACUUGCGUUCCUAUCACUUGUACUAUCCCGAACAUGGCGAAUGCGGAGAUAACAAGCGUUCAUCAGAGGACGUCGAAUGGCGUCAAGUUUGUGGAGUAUCAAGAAUACAUCCGAGUUUCCUGCAAUCAGUUCUACAUGCGGAGUGAUUCCGCACACCAAUUCAACGAGAAAUGUCAGUUCAUCUAUUCUGUGAUGGUCUCUGUGGUCUUUUCAUAUCUUUUUUGCACCAUUCACAACAUUUCUCUCAUCACUGUCUUCAUCGCCAUCGCCAUCGCCAUCGCCAUCGCCAUCGCGAUCACUCCUCUGUCUUCUCGCCCAUUCCCUGUAUCCUUCUUCCGGGAGUGCUUGGCAGACGGCUCCUUCUCCAACUCACAGAUUUCGUGCAUCCCUAUCAAGUGCAAAGGGUAUCCUCCCACCGACUCUUCCCUCGCAUGCGACAACUCCAAGUCCACAUGCGUUCCCGUCUCCCCUCCUGCCAUCGCUGGAGUCGUCGACCUGACAAGGGAUCUGUCGUACGAGGAGCAGGUGAAGAUCAGCUGCAAGGACGGUUACCACUGGAACGUUACCCACAACUCUUCCUUCCUCCCGUCCAUCGCCAGCCCUUACAACUCCCGCAUGUGCUCCUGGACUUGCGAGCUCACGCCCAUGUACGGGGGAUGCUUCCCCAACGAGUGCAGGUUGCCGGCUGUGACCAACAGCGUGCUGAACAAGUCGGUGGUGUACUACCUCGACUCAACGAUCAUGACAUGUAACAAUGGACUGAUUCUUGACAAUCAGUGUCACUACACCAAAGAGCUCUUCUGCAAUGUUGCCGGGAACCCUGCCAGCUUCAGCGUCGAGUCGAACCUUCCCGUUUGCUAUAACGCCACUUGCUCCGUCAACACGUUGAGGUCUUUGGAUCAGAAUACAGCAACUGUCUCCCCUUCAACUCCUCCGAUAUUUGCGCAGGACGUGAACGUUACCUGCAAUAUUGGCUUCAGAGCUGGCUUGCUGGCGGAUCAGACGUCAACCUGCUCCAACGCUUCCUCCUAUAUCGCAACGUGCGGCAAAGGAACCGUCCAGACUCCUUCCUCCUACUCGCCUUGCGAAUGGAGCCGAAUCCUGAAAUGUCUUCCUGUUCAGUGUGUCGUGCCGGAGGUCGCAAACGGCGUUUCCUCCAAGAGUCUCUUGAGCUACGACCAAGUAUCUACCAUCACUUGCAACACUGGCUACGGCAUUACAACCAACGGCUCUGCUCUGUACUCUGCACACGAUGCAGUGAUCACCAGGGUAGUGAGAUGUCAGGCAGAUUGCAAUGCUGAAGAAGUCUACUGCAAGGAGCGGAGCUGUGUUGACAGAGCUCCGGGUGUGGUAGAGACUGUUCCUUGCGCCGAUGGCAAGGUGGUUGAAGGAACAACAACAUGUCAGACUGUCUAUUACAAGCGCUGUCGUCUUGGCAACAUUGAGUAUAGCAAGGCUGCUGAUGGUAACUACACAUCCUUUCCUCCUUCCUGCAUCGCCAAGGUCUGCAACAACGGCUGUCCCAUCGCAUGCACAGAUUUUUCGCAGCUCACGAACAUCGUCGCUCCCUCCUCUAUCGCCGACGGACAGACUUUGUCUGUCAACUGCUCCGCUGGCUACGCUGACCGGCAGGCGAGCUGCAGUACCUCGAUCUCUGUCACUUGCAGCAAGGGCUGCGCUACCUCGUUGUCACAGUGCCAGGCGUCAAGUUGUUCAGUGCAGCUCCCGGCUAACAACAUGAUUGUCAACACUCAGCAGACUUUCACCAUGGGCCAAUCCUCGUCAGUCACGUUGAAUUGUUCCAACAACUACAUCUAUCAGAACUCAAACUGCGUAUCCUCCCGCACCAUAUCUUGUACCUGCGGUGUUCUUACCAUGCCCGCUGAUAUGCGAUGUGUCAUCAAGGGCUGUCAAGGCAGCUGCCAGCGCGAUUGCUCUGCAAAGGUCGAUCAAAAUGCUCUUUCCAUCGUUCCCUCCACGAGUUUGUCAUACUUGCAGACAGUACAAGUGACAUGUAAGUCUGGAUUUGCCGCUGUCCCAAUCUCCUCUACGCGCCCUUACGCUGUCUGCAACUUGUCGUCGUCUUCGUACACAGACACUUGUACCGACUGCACUUUCCAGACUACGUGCAAGUUGACGGGCUGUCCUGGUUUUGACAAGUACAACACAACAGACUCUCUUGCGGAGAUACACGGAAAUGCCAUCACCUUCAAUCCAGACCCGCAACAAGUAUCAGAUUCUAACUCCACGAGCUUCUCUGCCGUUUCUCCAAUCACCGUGACGUGCCCCACUGGUUAUCGCAUCUCAACAACAGACGCUCCUUCUGCUUCCAUAGCUCGAUCCUCCAACGCCAUUUGCAACCCGACCACUUGCACGCCUACGAAGCCUCAAUGCAGAAGAAUCACGUGCGGAAACUUUCAGAUCAAGUCAACGUUCUCAGGUCUUCUCGAGUCCUACAACGGAUCUUCCUUCUCCCUCAGCAACGGCUCCACCACCACUCUCCUCUUCGGAGACACGUUGACGUUGACUUGUCAAGACUUCUACCGUCUCGACAACAGCAACGUGCAAGCAUGCCAGUACAUGUUUCAGGUGCGCUGCCAGGACGACGGCACCAUAGUCUCUCUCUCCCCGCAUGUUCAGACGGCAGACGUCAGGACGCGCACGUGCGUGAGGCAGGCUUGCCUUGUGCAGUGUAGUCAGUGUAUGAGGUACUCAGGAGAUAACUCUACCAUCUACACCAGGUGCGACGACGAGCAAGGUCUGUGCCCUCCUACAGCCCCGCAGUCGUACGAGGAAGCUUGCUCCUCUGUGACUGAGUUCCGCACGGACAGAGGAGGAGGAGAUACAAAUCAGGCUCGCUGCAACAUCCGGAUCCUCUCCUCCUCCCCUUGUCUUCCAGUCCAGUGCCGCCCGCUUGCUCUUCCAGCCAACAGCCUUUCGUCCUCUCCUCCUCUCAACUCCUCCAUCUUCUCCUGCGGACAGGUCGCAACCAUCACUUGCAAGGAUGGCUACAUGCCUGAGAGCUUGUUGGACGGCCCCGGCGCCUGCGCCAGCUCCUUCAACGUCACCUGCGGGUCCUCAGGGCUAUGGCAGAACGUCCAACGUUGUGUUCCCAAGCUCUGCCACGUCACUGAUUACCAGCUUGUCGAGCACAGGUUGGCUGUGGGGAACAACUUCGUCCUCCCUUGCCCUACCGGGCAGGAGGCUGGCAAGGCUGUUUGCGGCAACGACUGCCUCCUUUCCCCUCCUCCCUCCUGCUCCCCAGUCUCCUGCUCCUUCAACCUCACCCGUGCCACCAACGUACUGCAAGCCUCGCCAUCCUCUGCAGUCUUCGCAAGCAGCGUGCAGGUCACCUGCGCAGCAGGGUACAUCGCUUCCUUCACCUACCGGCAAACAUGCGACAAGAGCUUUUCGACCAUCUGCCAGGCUGACAAGACGUUUGACAGACAGGACGGGGCCCAGUGCCGCCUUGCUCAAUGCCCGAGGUACCUGGAGGUUGACCCCAAUGUGGUGGAGGACUCCUCCUCUUCCCGCCUUGCCGCCUACGGGGAGACGUGCUUCGAUCUCAAGUGCAAGAGAGGAUACGGACUCGACGGCAGCCCCAGCAACGUCUCCUUCACAAGGAGGUGCGGGCGAGCUGACGUCAGCAAGCUGGCAUGCCAGUGGGAGGACGGACCCCUCUGCAAGCCCAUCAUGUGCGGCUCUUACCCCGCCGAUGCGAGGACGGUGGCCGUCGGCAGCAGCAACGCGAGCAUGCAGCACCGGUACGGCGACACCUUCACCGGGAGGUGCAUGGACGGGUACCAGGUCCAGGGCAGCAACUGCGCGCAAACUUUCACCUCCACCUGCCAGCUGGACGGGACGUUCAGCCAGAUCGCCACCUGUGUCCCCGUCCGCUGCCCCAAGUUUUGCGACACAGUAAACCAGCUGGAGUCGAACUGGCAGAGGAUGCCGUACGCAGAGGACGACCGGGUAGGAGACUACAAGACCCAGCUCUCCCUCAAGUGCCUGGAGGGGUACGCAUGGGACCCCAGCUCGACGGGCUCUAGAGCUGUCACCUGCCAGCAGGACUGCAGGUGGAGUCCAGCUCAGACCUGCCUGCCUGUCACCUGCAGCGCUCCCACAACGAUCGACCUGACCACCAUCGACGUCGCUGCCGACGCUUACUGGAGCUCCUUGCCAGUGGCCCCGUACGGCAAGUCAGUCAACCUGCAAUGUCGAGCUGGGUACGAGCUGGUCAAUUCGAACCUGAGCCUCCUCGAGCUGCCUGUCUUUGGGCAAGUGACUGUCCUCGCUUACAAGAAGUUCUCUGUUCCCAGCGCGACAGCAGACACGACUUUCACUCUCCCCGGCGCCUUCAGCUAUCUCUCCCUCACCAUCCCUGCCGGCGCCUGGCCAGCAGACCUCAAGGAGGGUCCUUCCAUGCAGAUCUUCCAGCUGCCGUCCAGCUACAAGCAGCAGGACUCCCUCUCCAUCCUCGGCCCAGCUGUCAACUUUGGGCCGGAGGGCGUCAAGUUUUCGAAGCCAGUCAGCAUCUCCCUCCCCGUUGACCCCAGCACGGACAUGGGAAAUCGCAAGUUUGCGGCCCUCCGCUUCAACCCCACCAGCAAGUUGUGGGAAGAGAUCGCUAUCGACACCAGCAAGCCACCGGCAGCGCCAGGAGACAAGCUUGUGUUCGCCCUCACUUCCUCCUUCUCCGUCUAUGCCUCUGCCGCCCAGACCGUCCAGGCUACGGUUGCCUCCUCCUCCACGACUCCAGAGGGGAACAAGCUUAACAGAGGAGCAAUCAUAGGAGGCGUCGUCGGAGGUUUCUGCGGUUUCGUGCUCCUCCUUUCGAUCGCCUCCUACGUGCUGAAGGAGAAGAAGCAGGAGGAGCCGUUGGUCAUCGAGCCCGUCAAAGGAUCAGUCCAGCUGGCUUACUCUUCCGAGUCCACUCCAGCUCCACCUCCAGCUGAGCUGAGGAACGAGCACGGGGUGCCCCUCCUACAAGCUCCUAUCAUCCCCACGGGCCUUCCAGUUGUCCCAGGAGGGCCAGCAGCUGCUGCUACUGGUGCUACUGGUGCUGCUGGUCAGGACGCUGCCGCAUCGGAGGCAGCCCGGUCGAGGCCUGUGCAGUACGCUGGGUUUGCUUGA
Guillardia theta CCMP2712 is the source of this 5484-nucleotide messenger RNA. RefSeq lists its product as hypothetical. The coding region runs from base 1 to 5484 and encodes 1827 amino acids. The record is from RefSeq and is a predicted model, not a curated record. The transcript is spliced from 6 exons. NCBI's taxonomy places the organism in Eukaryota, Cryptophyceae, Pyrenomonadales, Geminigeraceae.